Messenger RNA from Pygocentrus nattereri (red-bellied piranha), 2380 nucleotides. Its product is annotated as baculoviral IAP repeat containing 7. Gene Ontology annotation, cellular component: cytoplasm; nucleus. Gene Ontology annotation, molecular function: ubiquitin protein ligase activity; cysteine-type endopeptidase inhibitor activity involved in apoptotic process. NCBI's taxonomy places the organism in Eukaryota, Metazoa, Chordata, Actinopteri, Characiformes, Serrasalmidae. The transcript has 7 exons. The record is from RefSeq and is a predicted model, not a curated record. Bases 385 to 1638 code for a protein of 417 amino acids. Gene Ontology annotation, biological process: negative regulation of apoptotic process; positive regulation of protein ubiquitination; regulation of cell cycle.
UUAGCAAAUUACUGCGCUUUGCGGCUUAUUUCACUAAAAUGGAGUAAACUCGUCACUGAGCUGACGCUUACGUAGACUAUGUACACUACGUAGAUUACGUAGACUUUGUGUGGUCUUUAUUUCGGCCUUGUCACCGCUGGUGGGCUUUGUCUGGGGGUCGUUUUCAGCGUUAAUCACACUGUCAGCCUGAGGCGCUCAUCAGAAAAUGUAAACAAUGAGGAUGUCGGUCAGCUCCGCUCGCGGGGGCGGGAGAGGGCGCGCGGGGCGCGCGCCAUUGUGUUUGUUAUUGAGCGCUGAUGCGCGCGCGAGGUGGGCUGGACAGCUGUUCUAGAAAGCUGGACGGUCCGGGCCGCUCGCCUCGCCCCUCAGGCUCUGCGGUGAUAUAUGGCCAGCGGGGGCUUCGCGCCGCGCCUGGAUGGUCCGCUAUGGACCGAGAGCGGGAUGAGCGGCACAGGAGAGCAGCACGGCGGAGCCCGGAGGCCGGGGAUGCGCAGCGAGGAGGAGCGGCUCCGCUCCUUCCAGCUCUGGCCGCCGGGCGCGCCGGUGACCGCGGCGGACCUCGCCCGGGCCGGCUUCUACUUUCUGGACCAUGAGGACUCGGUACAGUGCUUCUGCUGCGCCGGCGUCCUGCGGUGCUGGGUCCGCGGCGACGAACCGCUGCACGAGCACAGAAGGCACUUCCCGACAUGUCGCUUCGUUUUGGGCAGAGACGUAGGAAACAUCCCGCGACCACCUGGACCCCCAGACUCGGUGGACGGGCAGCUGCUGAGCCAGCUCCAGAGGAUGGGAGUGGACGAGCAGAUGGCCGGCGGACAGGCCGUUUACCCGGAGAUGGAGUCCGAGGACACCCGGCUGACCACCUUCCACAACUGGCCAACGGGGGCAUCGGUGCAGCCGACCACCUUAGCGCGCGCGGGGUUCUUUUACACAGGUCAUGGUGACAAUGUGAAGUGUUUCUUCUGUGAUGGUGGUUUGAGGAACUGGGAGCCUGGAGACGAUCCAUGGCAGGAACAUGCGAAGUGGUUUCCACGAUGUGAGUAUCUGCUCCAGUCACGAGGGCAGGAGUAUGUGAACAACAUCCAGCAGUCGUACUUCAACACGCCAGAGACGGGUGGAUCUGAGACUUCAGCUGCUGCAGAUAUAACCUCAGGCCACGAGGUGCUGAGUGGACAGAGUGCGGUGGCGACGGCUAUGUUGUCCCCUGUGGUGCAGACAGUGCUGCAGAUGGGUUUUCAGCAGGCGCUGGUGGAGAGUCUGGUGCAGUCGCGCUACCUGCUCACUGGCCAACACUACACCUCCGUCUCCGACCUGGUGGCGGACGUCCUGCAGGCCGAGGAGGAGGAGAGGCAGGGCAGCGAGUCCAGACCAGAGCCUGUGGUGAGGCAGGGCGGUAGUGCUGGUGGAGUGAGGACUCAGGCCUCAGUCGGGGAGAAAGUGCUGGGGAACCUGAGUGCGGAGGAGCAGUUGAGGCAGCUUCAGGAGGAACGCACCUGUAAGGUGUGUAUGGACAAGCUGGUUUCCAUGGUGUUCAUUCCCUGCGGUCACCUGGUGGUCUGUACAGACUGUGCGGCCAGCCUGCGGCACUGCCCCAUCUGCAGAGCGGUCAUUCGGGGCAGCGUUCGCGCCUUCAUGUCCUGAGACCUGCAUAAUCGCCUACACACGUUUACACCCCUGGCAGACAGCUUUGACGGAAAACUAUGAAACACAGUUCAGCUCACAGUUAGCUGGUCACUGGAAGGAGAGUAAUGGCAUUUUUCCACUGGGCAGUGCAGGACCAGUUUAGACCAGCUGUGUUAGUGCAAGUUUAACUGGUCACCCAGCACGAUCCUGCAGGUUGGCCAGAAUAUCCACAUCCAAGACACGUCUUAUAUUUGGUGGUGGUCAGUCUGUAUUACAGCUUUCAUUGAUGCUGAACUGCAGCCCAGCAUCCAAAACACAAAACAUGCUACUUUUCCUAGCUGGGCUUUCCGGAUUCCAGUGAGUACCCGUGUCCAUUUCCCACCACAUAUGAGAACCUUGAGAGGUUGACAGGGUUCUCUUGUGUGUGUUCACAUCAUUUCUCAUGUGAGUCUAACAUUAACAGCAAACAGCAGCAACGACGCAGCUUUUGGCUUCAUGCAUCACAGACAGUGAUUGGGAAUAGCUGUUGUCUAAAUCCAGUGGCACCACUAGAUGAUUGUGUUUGACCAAUCGAUGUACAGUGAUGCACUCAUGUACGGUGCGGAUCACAUGCAUGAUGACGGGUUUAUGAAUGUACUCACUGUACUGCACUGUACUCACUGUACUCACUAUACUGCACUGUACUGCACUGUACUCACUAUACUGCACUGUACUCACUGUACUGCACUGUACUCACUGUAGUGCAGUAUACUGCACUGUA